CAGUCGCAAUUUAACUUUAUCAUUAUAAACAUGUCUUAUCAUUAUUUAUCCUUAAAAAAAAAUAAAAAUAAAUUAUAAUACAAUCUAAAUACUAAAACAAAAACAAUAUUAAUUACAAAUAGACUAGUGAAUAAAAAAAAAUGACAAAAAUAUUUUAUAAAUUAUUUGUAAUUAAAUAAUUAAAUAUUUUUUUUACUAUUUUUUUUUUUUUUAAUACAAAAAAGAGAUAAAAAUUAUCAAAAAUAUUUAAUGAUUGAUGUUUAAUUGAAGUGGGUUUAUUUAAUUAUUAUUUUCUAAUUAAAUAUCUAGUGGUUAUUUAUAGUUGUGAUUAUUAAAAUAACACCUUUACACUCGUUGUAUUGAGGGGUCUUGUGACAUCCGGGAAGUGAACUCUAUGACCCAUCCAAUUAAAUACUAAAGCAAAAAUCUAUAUUGAUAUAUCAUAAUUAAAUACUUGAAAAAUACUAUUCAAGGUCAACAAAAAAAAUUAUUCGAAAUGGUAUUAAUUGACAGAGAAACUGGAGAAAAUUUAUUUGAAUUUAUUGAUCAACAAAGAUCUAUUAUUUUUAAUUUAAAUUCAGAAGAGAUUAGUAAUGCUGAAACUGGUGAGCCAGAAAUUAAUAUUAAUAAUGUUACAACUCGUCGAAAAUUUCAGAUACCUAAAGAAAUAAAACGAGAAUUAUCAUAUAAAGAAAAAAAAAAAAUGACUAAAAAAAAAUAUAAAAAAACAACUCCAAUUACUGAAGGAACAUGUUUUGGUCAAAUAAAUCCAAUAUUUUUAUUUUUACCAGUUAUUAUUUAUUUAAAAUUAUUUGCAGUAAUACUUAUGAUAUUUGAAUUAAUAUUUCAUACUUGGACACAUCAUAAAAAUAAAAGUCUUAAAAAUUCAGAUGUUUAUUUUCGUUCACCAUUUCAUGGUAUAACAUCAGAAUUUUGUGCAAGAUGUCAAGAAACAACACGUAUGGAUAAAGUUGGAAAAAUUCAACAAGUUCGUCUUCAUCGUUUUUUACGUCAAUGUAAUUACAUGAAAAGAGCAGUAACAUAAUUAAAAUUUUUUAUUUAAAAGGUAUCUGGGUAGAUGUCAAUUUAAAUAAGCCAUAAAUAUAUUUUUAAAAU
This is a messenger RNA of Aphidius gifuensis, 1116 nucleotides long. RefSeq lists its product as uncharacterized. The record is from RefSeq and is a predicted model, not a curated record. Bases 497 to 1045 code for a protein of 182 amino acids. NCBI's taxonomy places the organism in Eukaryota, Metazoa, Arthropoda, Insecta, Hymenoptera, Braconidae. The transcript has 2 exons.